Aspergillus terreus NIH2624 is the source of this 648-nucleotide messenger RNA. Its product is annotated as 40S ribosomal protein uS7. Bases 1 to 648 code for a protein of 215 amino acids. The record is from RefSeq and is a predicted model, not a curated record. The transcript has 3 exons. Gene Ontology annotation, biological process: ribosomal small subunit assembly; translation. Lineage: Eukaryota; Fungi; Ascomycota; Eurotiomycetes; Eurotiales; Aspergillaceae. Gene Ontology annotation, molecular function: structural constituent of ribosome; rRNA binding; mRNA binding. Gene Ontology annotation, cellular component: cytosolic small ribosomal subunit; ribosome.
AUGUCUGACCACGGGGAAGUCGAGGUCGAAAACCCCGCCGGGGCUUUCCAGGUCCUGCCCAAGGAGGCUAUCGCGGAGAUGGGAACCGUGAAGCUGUUCAACAAGUGGAGCUACGAGGAUGUUGAGAUCAGGGACAUCUCCUUGACCGACUACAUCCAGAUCCGUAACCCCGUCUACCUCCCUCACUCCGCAGGCCGCUAUGCCGCCAAGCGUUUCCGCAAGGCUCAGUGCCCCAUCAUCGAGCGUCUGACCAACUCCCUCAUGAUGAACGGCCGCAACAACGGCAAGAAGCUCAUGGCUGUCCGCAUUGUUGCUCACGCUUUCGAGAUCAUCCACAUCAUGACCGACCAGAACCCCCUCCAGGUCGCCGUCGAUGCCAUCGUCAACUGCGGUCCCCGUGAAGACUCCACCCGUAUCGGUUCCGCCGGUACCGUCCGUCGCCAGGCCGUUGAUGUGUCUCCUCUCCGCCGUGUCAACCAGUCCAUCGCUCUCCUGACCAUCGGUGCCCGUGAGGCUGCUUUCCGCAACAUCAAGAGCAUUGCUGAGUGCCUUGCUGAGGAGCUGAUCAACGCUGCCAAGGGUAGCUCGAACUCCUAUGCCAUCAAGAAGAAGGACGAGCUCGAGCGUGUUGCCAAGAGCAACCGGUAA